Cannabis sativa is the source of this 4339-nucleotide messenger RNA. Its product is annotated as protein kinase STUNTED. The transcript has 6 exons. Lineage: Eukaryota; Viridiplantae; Streptophyta; Magnoliopsida; Rosales; Cannabaceae. Gene Ontology annotation, molecular function: protein kinase activity; ATP binding. Gene Ontology annotation, biological process: protein phosphorylation. The record is from RefSeq and is a predicted model, not a curated record. The coding region runs from base 40 to 1620 and encodes 526 amino acids.
UCAACUGCUGCGUUUCAUCUAUUAGAGACAACAGCCUCAAUGAAUAUCCAUCUAUCUACUAUUAUUCUUCUGGCUGAUUAUAAAGGAAAAGUUUUACUCAAAGGGUGUUCUUCUGUUCAUAAUAAUAGUUCAAGAGAUGUCUCAGAAUCAGAGUUGCUUAAGUUUGAAAAACCAAAGUUGAAACAAGUUAAGGACUUAUCACCAUCAUCAUCAUCUAAGAGAAAUAUAUUGGGAUAUAUUUCUUUUAAACAAGGAGAUCAUAAGAAGAACAACAUACCUGUGGUUCAGUGGGUAAUGAGUCUCCCUAAUAGGUCUCAACUUGAUUACUGUACCAUCAAAGACAAAGAAGCCAAUGAAAAAUCAGUGAAAUCAAGGCCAGGUUGGCCUCUUCUUCUAAUACCAGUUCCUCCAACAACUUUAGAUUCGAAUUUAACAGAAUUCGACACUUCGAAUACAGCAAAUGAGUUGGAGCUUCUUAGUACAGCAAAGUCAUUAGAUUGCAGGAUAUUCACAUAUGAAGAAUUGAAGGUUGCAACCUGUUCAUUUUCUUCAGAAAAUCUUAUUGGAGAAGGAGGGUGUAGCAGUGUGUAUAGAGGGCUUCUUCAAGGUGAUAAAUCAGUAGCAAUAAAGGUUUUGAAGCCAUACAAUGAAGCUUGGACUGAUUUUUCAUUAGAAGUAAACAUAGUCACCUUAUUAAACCACAAACACAUUGCUCCUCUUAUUGGUAUAUGUUUGGAGAAUGACCUUCUUAUAUCAGUCUAUGACUAUUACCCCAAGGGAAACUUGGAAAUUUACUUGCAUGGUGACAAUAGUGGUAAAUCAAUUGUGUCGUGGGAAUUGAGAUUUGAUAUGGCUAUUGCAGUGGCUGAGGCUCUAAACUACCUGCACAAUAACUCUCCACAGCCUAUUAUUCACAGAGAUAUAAAGCCAUCUAACAUUCUUCUCACAAAUGAUCUUCAGCCAAAGUUGUCAGAUUUCGGUUUGGCUACAAAGGGUUCUACAGAUCUGGCUUAUUCAGAAGAGAGUGAUAUGGUUGGGACAUUCGGCUACAUGGCUCCAGAGUACUUCAUGUAUGGAAGGCUCAGCUACAAGGUUGAUGUUUAUGCUUUUGGUGUUGUCCUUCUUGAAUUAUUAUCUGGGAAAAGACCAAUUGUUGAAAACGUUACUAAAGGGCAAGAGAGCUUGGUCAACUGGGCAAGAAAAUUGUUAGAGAAAGAGGAUUAUAAAGCAUUGGUGGAUCCAAAGUUAAAAGAGAAUAUUGAAACUGCUCAAAUGAAAAGAAUGGCUUUAGCAGCUAAGCUGUGUGUUUCUCAGUCAGCUCGAGCUCGUCCAAAAAUGAGUCAGAUACUAGAGUUGUUGAAUGGGGAGAAGGAUGCUGACAUGUUUAUCGAAUCCAGUAUUUGUGUUUCUAACGAGGGUUAUGAAGAUGAUGAUGAUAAAGACUAUUUUAUGGAUUCUGGUAGUAAAGAUCCUCUGGAUUUUGAGAUUCUUGAUAAAGAUAGUGGAAGUAUAUCAUCACCGAGUUGCCAAGACAGUGACACAACAUCUCUAAGUAGUGCCGAAAACGGCCAGACACAGCGCUUUAAGUUUAGAGAUUUCUUAAACAAACGACUUGAGUAAAUAAUGUCAUGCUCUUGUACAUAAUAAACAUUUCAAUGGAAAAUUUUUGUAUGACGUUAUUGCAGCAGAAGUUAGAUGAUUGAAUUAAAUUCUUUAAUAAUUUGUAUACAUAGUACAAACUGGAGCUCGUUGUAAAAUAUGUACAGACUUUAUAGCUCUUUGUAAUGUGAAAUUUCCAUACUACAGUUCUUUGGUUCAGAAGACACUAAACCAAAUGAAAAGUUAGUUAAAUAUCAAAAGGGUAAACUACAAAUAAUAAAUAACAAAAAAUAUAUCAAAAGGGUACGGUGUAAGGCAAUCCAAAAAUGUCAGCUUCCGGCAAGUAGUUAGCUUGUGGCCACAAAUUAGAGGUCCUAGAACAUGACACAACAUUGGCGGCUUUAUGUAUUGUAGCAUCUUGCUUGUUUUCUUGCUUUGACCCAAGAAGCCAAUCGUCUUCGUCAGAAUCACAAUGCUCUGCUUCAAGCCUUGGAAGAAGCCAAGGCUUUAACAAAUCUCCAUAAAACUGAUCCAAGCUUUGACUACCAUCAAUAAACAAGCUGGUCUUCGAGGUCCUCCUGGAUUUUCUGCUCUCUCGGCGAGCAGCCAAUGGCAGCUCUUGUUCUGGUUUAAGGUCGAGUUUAUUAGCUUCAUUACUCUUGGAUUCAUUGCUCUCUUGUGUGGCAGCCAAUGGCAACUCUAGAGAUUGUUUAAGGCAGAGCUUCUGAGUUUCAGGCCUCUUGCUUUGCCUGCUGCUAUCUUGUGGAGGCAACGGCAAUUCUUGGCAUUGUUUAAGAAUGAGCCCGUGCCUCUUCGUUUCAUUUCUCCCCUCCAGUGUAGCCAGUGGCAAUUCUUGGCAAGGUUUAAGGAUAUGUUUACCAACUUCUGUUUUCGUCAAUACACUAGGUAUACAACCACUGCCUGAACUCUUUAAUACAUGAACCUCAGAUGCAGUCUUGCGUAGCCUGAUACGAAUAAUUUUUCCUACAAUAAAAUCAAUUGAACAGGUAGAUUGUUAUUAGUGUCACAAAAAUUUAAUAAAAUCUUGUCACACAGAUCAGAAAAGGAACUCACUUUCACUGUCGCCAUCAUUAGACAAUGACUCGUGCAAUCGCCUCUUCUUGGGGUUGCUUUGAGUGCUAUCAGACACAAAGCUAACACUUCCAGAACAGGUGGGUUGCUCGUGUUCUUGAGUUAAAUCACUCGAUUCUAAUAGAUCAGAUUCAUCCACAACAGUCUUUCUCUUCUUCUGUAGAGGAUAUUUCUCCUCUGCAGCUGCCUUAGAAUGGUUACCACCAUACAAGUCAUUCUUUCUCUUCUUCUGUUGAGGAUGCUUCUCCUCUACAGCUGCCUUAGAAAGGUUCCCGCCAUAUAAGUUAUUUUCCCUCUUCUUCUCUUGAGAAUAGUUCUCUUCCUUCCUUUUCACUUUUCCAUCAGCGUCACUUUUUUCUGUCUCUGUACUUCUGAUACGUUCUUUCCGUAACUUUUUCUGCAAUUUAUGUUCUUUCCUCUUCAACUUUGCUUCCUCCUUAUCUUUUCGGAGCUAUUGAAGCACCAGAACAACCCAUAAGACACGUGUAGAGUAGAACAAAGAAUCAUGCAAAUCCACAAAUCCCAGUACAAGAGGAUAUUCAUCAUCCGAAAUUUUAUGUACUAAAAGGGAUACACGCUAUCGCAGUUUGCCCAAAUCAACACAUGCAAUUCUAAUUCACACCAAACAUACUAUAGCAAUAUCCACAAAUCCCAGUACAAGAAGAUAUUCAUCAUCCGAAAUUUUAUGUACUAAAAGGGAUACACGCUAUAACAGUUUCCCCAAAUCAACACAUGCAAUUCUAAUUCACAUCAAACAUACUAUAGCAAUAUCCAUUAAAAGAAGGAAACUCUCAGCUUAGAUUUAAAACAAAAAAGUUAUCAUAUAUGUUACUAAACUUUAUUCAGUGUUAUUUAACAUCAUGACAAUUAACAUAAAACAUCGACCUAAAAUCUUUGGAAUCGAUGUUUGACAAUAGACUAAUCUCGUAAUUCCAUGAAAUCGAAAGAAAAAAAUUUAAUUUGGGGUCAUUUGACAUAACGCACGAAACAAUUCCCAUGACAAAAAAAGAAUGAAGCUCUUAACUUUCAUCAGUUAAAAUAACCAAGGAACGGAAGAUAAAUGAAAAAACAUCUUGCCCUUAUGUGACUACAAAUCAAUGGUACAGAAAAUACCAAAUAAUGCAAUGAAACAAGAUCUGGAAAGGGCCUAACUCAAUACUUCAGACAAACAAUUCUUUUCUUAAGAAGAUUAAUCAUCCAACAAUUUUAGGUCUUUUUAAACUAUUGGUUAUCAGUUUCAGCCAAAACCCACAUAACAUUAAACGAUAUAUUUCCCAAAUCCGGGUCAGAUGAAUCAUUGCUACUAAACCUUAUUAAUACUUUCAACCUAAAACCCAAAAGAUAGACAACAAACUAAGGUAUAUUGACGCACAAACGAACUGUUGGGUUAAAAGAGAGGCCUUGUGAUUAAUGAUAACUUCGUAGAAAGUAGUUGAGCAUAAAGCAAAAACCAGAUUUGCUCAACAAACCUUAAUCAACUCGUCCAAGGCCUCUCCUUUGUUCGCAUAUGUAGGUGGAGGAAAGGGAAAACACCGAGACAUUCUUCUGUAUAGUACAAGAACAAACGAAUCAAGAUUCUGUUCCGAUCUAAACAGGGUGAUGACGAAAUGUUAGGGUUUCGACGGCGAACACGCUUUACUUUUAACCU